This is a messenger RNA of Physcomitrium patens, 2008 nucleotides long. The record is from RefSeq and is a predicted model, not a curated record. Lineage: Eukaryota; Viridiplantae; Streptophyta; Bryopsida; Funariales; Funariaceae.
CGGUAUUGGUGUGUGACCACAGCUUCGAUCGAGGAGUCGGAUUCGUCAUGGUCACCGAGUGCCAGGUCCACCAGCGGCGCCAUCUCCCACAACGGGACCUGCUUUCCACUGUCAUCGAGAACCUUACAACAAGAGCAUCGCAAGUGGCUGCUGCAGAUGCAGAAGUCGAACCAUCACUCGCUCUCAUGUUUCUCGACAAUAUUCAUCUCAUCUAAGUUAGUUGCGUCGAGAAGAAAUUUGCGUCAUCCCCCGUAGAAUCUGUAGCGUUGCGUUUGAAAAAACUGAAAUGCAGGGGGGGGUGGGUACUUAGAGUCGUGGAUGGUUUGGCCUCCGCGUUGUACAACGGGUUUCGAGAAUUGAUGCGCAAGACAGCGGUUGGGUUCACGCCCUUCUGUGUGAAUUCUCAUCUUCGAGUAGCAGACAGUCUCGACACAAUAUCUCUGUCGAGAUUUAGUCAUGUUCAAUUCGAAGACACAAUCGUGUCUUGAUAAUCAAGUCUUGUGUCAGUUUGGUUAACUUUACUCAGGUUGAUAAGGUUCUGGCUUGGAGUUGCUGGGUACCGCAUCGGUGCAGACACAUAGAUUCGCCCUUCGUCACUCACGGCGAUUACGUGAGGUUUCUUGCAAGCAAGAUGAGCGCCAUCAGAAAAGCAGUACAAAAAUUUACAAAUAUUAUGCCGCCUUUAGUCGCACAAGACCUUUCAACGGCUAGCCAAACAUGGGCUCCACGGCGUUGUCAUUUGCAGAAGGAGCUGUGUGUGAGUAUCCAUGAAGCAACAUUCUAUUUCUUCCUCGGCAAUCAGAGCAAAAUUUUGGCCAUCUCCUUCUCCUUCAGACCUAUCACUUGAUAAAUCUUUGAGAAGCGGUUUUGCUUGAUUUUCAAAUCGUCGAGGCGAGUAUAUACGAACGCAUUCAAGUGCUGCAUCAAGCGUGGUCCAGGUUAUGGAGGUCUCAAGGUUCGGCAACGCCAAGGACAGGCUAGAGCAAGAGCGGGAGCGAGGAGAAGCGCAUUCCAGCGAUGGGAUUACGCCAGACUCACAAAACCGCCACAUACGAAACAGGGAAGCCAUCAGCAACAAAUGCUCAAGACGUCUCUCCUCAGUAUACCACGCCUGUUCACCGUGAGGAGAGGGAUUGAUGAGCACGACGAGCAGCUCUCAGGCAACGCCAUGGAGUCUGCGGAGACUGCCGACGGGCAUAUUCAAAGGGGUGAUGGUCGUCAUAUGAUGGCGGAGCGCAAGCGGCGAGAGAAGCUCAACGAUCGAUUCGUGACGCUCCGAAGCCUCGUUCCUUACGUUUCCAAGCAAGACAAAGUGUCGCUGCUAGGCGAUGCCAUCGACUUCAUCAAGGACCUACAGCGGCAAGUCGAAGAGCUCGAAUCUCGAAGGAAGAUCUCCGAGAACCCCAGCAAGCCGCGUGUGGAGAUCACAGUGGAGAACAACCGAGCAGUUUUCGAGAUUUCUUCUCCUUGGCGGCAAGACCUAUUGAUUGCCAUACUGGAGACAUUCGUAGGCACCCACAUGCAGGUUGAAGACGUCGCUGCCAAAGUCUCCAAGGACACAUUCAAAGCGACCCUGAAAGCCAAGGUUACGAGUUCCGGCAUAGACGACGACGACGACGAUGAAGACAAAAAGAGCAUAAAACAAAUUCGAGAAACUUUGCUGAGUGUAGUUAAUGGAAACAACUCUCCGACAUUCGAGAAACUUUGCUGAGCAGAUCAGCCUUUCCGAAGGCGUUCAGAUCUUGCUUCUGAAACGAUCUUGUGAUCCCUAAGAAUAUGCAGAGGUGCCCAUUGCCGAUUUGAGCAACUUAUCUGAGCAAAUUCAGUGCUGUAGGUUGGAAACUCCCUUAAAUUCCACAUGCAGGUGAAAAAAGUACACUAAGAUUUCCCUUCGAAAACUUGGUUUAGUAGUGUAAAUCAGGGUACUACAGUUCAGUGUGGAUGCUAAAAAAAUCCUGAUUAAUUAGACACUACAUUCUUUCAUAGUGAAAAAUCUUUUUAUAUUAAA